AUGCUUCUUGGAACUGUCUUCAAGUUGACCACCUCAGGCGUCAUGACCAACGCCACAACCACCAUCGCACAGCGCAGUAAUGGGCUCGAGCGUCUCAGAUCUUGCUUCCGAAGUUUUCGCGGACGUUUUAUCGAUCCCAACUUUCACAAGCCGGAGGUCUUCAUUUCACAAGCUCCGCACGCCUCGUUCGCAUCAUCGACUGCAUCUUCCCAAGUCCUCAAUAAAGGCGCCACAAUGUCUCCUACUGCGCCUACGGAGCGUAUUCAUUCCAAUGCCCCGACCUUCCUGGCCUGUCUUGUCACAGCAUCCGCUGCCAGCAACCCCCCCCAAAUGUCAACCUUUGGCAUUACAACGCUGACACCUGCAGAUGUCCCCCCGAAUGCGAGCCAGUAUGCCACUGCCUAG
This is a messenger RNA of Pseudomassariella vexata, 405 nucleotides long. RefSeq lists its product as uncharacterized. The transcript has a single exon. The coding region runs from base 1 to 405 and encodes 134 amino acids. Lineage: Eukaryota; Fungi; Ascomycota; Sordariomycetes; Amphisphaeriales; Pseudomassariaceae. The record is from RefSeq and is a predicted model, not a curated record.